Messenger RNA from Scutellospora calospora, 181 nucleotides. The record is from the annotation of a GenBank genome assembly. Lineage: Eukaryota; Fungi; Glomeromycota; Glomeromycetes; Diversisporales; Gigasporaceae.
AAUCAAAUUAUACAGUAUCAAACGUUAAACGUUCCAAAUAAAUCUAAUUAUAAUAUGUCUCGGACAGAUCUAAUACCUCAACCACUUGAAGCAAUUUCUGAAUUUAAAAAACGUUGGUAUUUUUAUUUCAAGACAUGGGCAAAAACUCAUGUACUAUGGUUUAUAGAAUUUAUUUUUACAG